This is a messenger RNA of Prorocentrum cordatum, 3967 nucleotides long. The record is from the annotation of a GenBank genome assembly. Lineage: Eukaryota; Dinophyceae; Prorocentrales; Prorocentraceae.
CGCUGCUGCCGCCCGCAAAGGCCAGGGCCACAGCAGGCGCCGAGAGGGCUCCGACGGAGUGGUGCGGAUGCCCUCGGGCCCGGCCAUGCCUGGCGUGCCCGAGGAGGCGGCGAGCGACGAGGAGGCGGCGGGCGCCAAUCGCAGGGCGAAAAAAAGGCCUUCCCGCCCGUCGUCCCUCGCGCGACGGGCCUGCGGGGACAGAGGUCGCCACCGCAGGGCAGGAGCCCGAGCGGCCCGGGGAGGUGCGCAGGGCCGGCCACCAGCGGCCGCGGGCAGCUGUCCACGGCCACGGCGUCUGCGCAGCUCGACUGCCACGCGAGCCUGAGCUCGACUCGCUCGACGGGCUCGGGCUCUCUGCCGGACCGCACGGAGCACCACUUGACCUUGCCCGAUGCCCCGCAGAGGCCUCGUGGCAGCAGCUUCCGUUCGGCACUCAGCAUCGGCUUCGGUCGGUAUCCUUCGUGUCAUCGUGGCGGUGCCCAGAGACUUUCGGCCAGCCGCCCAAUAGAUAGGCUGUCGCGAGAGGAGGAGUUCGCUUUGAAGCUAAUGCGGGAGGAGGAGGAGGAGAUGAAGGAGCGAGCAGCGCGUAACUUGUUUAACCACAUGGAGCGCAGCAGACUGUCUUUCUUCGUUGGCUCCACGGCGUGAUAGAUGAGAGGAGGCGACUCGUCUUCUCUAUCGUAGCGAACCCUAACUUCGACUUCGCAUUCGGCUUCAUUGUCAUAAUAAAUGCUGUCACGAUCGGCAUAGAGACCACCUUGAGCCGGAAUGGCGAGUCCCUCCCGACCUGGAUCCACGUCUUGGAGAACAUCUUCCUUCUCGCGUACGUGUGCGAGCUGUUCUUUCGCGUGUACGCCGUCGGAUUGGCGGAGGUAUUCGGAAAUAAUUGGAUACGCUUGGACGUUGGUCUUGUCCUUUCAGGUGGUUUGAAUUUGCUCAUCAAUCUGACAUCGGCAGAAGAGGGUGCAAGCAAAGUUACGGAUAAUGUCAAUAUGCUGAAAAUGGUCAGGCGCUUCCGUUUGGCCAGGGUAGUGCGGCUCCUGAGGCAGUUCCGCACGCUGUGGAUGCUCGUGCAAGGCCUCAUGAGCUGCCUUAUGCCAAUGAUCUGGACAAGUGUCAUCAUGCUGGUUGUUGUGUACGUCUUCGCCGUUGGGGGUAUGGAGCUCAUCACCGCGGACACGAAUUCCCCAGAAAACUACGCUGAUGCCACUUCGAGGUUUGAUACUUUGUUUGAAGCUAUGACUUUCCUUAUCCAGUGCAUGACUCUGGACAGUGUCUCGGCUGUGUAUAGGCCGAUCAUCGCCCACAAUCCCUGGCUGUGCACUUAUUUCCUCAUCUUCCUGCUUAUCGGGCCCAUCGCCCUCAUGAACGUGAUCACCGCCAUCCAGGUCGAGGCGCUCUUUCGGAGCGCCGCGGAAGACCACGAUGCGAAGAAGGCUUGGGAGAAGGCUUGGGAGAAGCAGAUGAUGCCGAAGCUGAAGAGCAUUUUCAGUGCACUAGACGCCAACGAUAACGGUGAGGUUGACUUGGAUGAGCUGGUCAAUGCCCCCGAAGAACUCAAAGAGCAGUUGAGGCGCAUCGUGGACUUGGACCAGAUGGAGGAGAUUUUCCGCAUGCUCGAUUUCGACGGCAGCGGUGCCAUUGAUAUCGACGAGUUUGUGGACGGCAUCAUGCGUACGCAGCAGGACAAGCCCACGGAGCUCAUCUUGCUCCUGAAGCAAAGCAAGGCGAUCCUGGACCACCUUGGGACAAAGGACGGAGGCCUUCAAAAGGGGUACAUGGCAGAAAGACGCAGAAGCAGCGAAGAUGCAGCAGUAGCGAGGUCGAACAUUCAAUCGCCACGAUGAGCGCGCCUCUGGCCUAGUAGGUGGAGCUGCCCCGAAGCAGGGCAAGCCUGCUAACUUCUCAUCGCCCUCGUGAAAUGCAGGGGUGGUUGAGGGGAUAGUCGAGGUGGGCGAGGUGAAGAUGGAGGGCGAACCGCCCCCAGUGUCUUCUGGCCGUUGGUUCGCAAGGAAAGAUAGGGAAAGUGCGCCCCCUUUUUCCGCUGGCUGGUAGACGAGCUUUUGCAGCUAGCCUUCUCGGUGCGGCUCGCUCGUCUCUUCAGCAUGCCAGCGUACAGUUCCCGUACAGUUCCCGAUGUGCAUGCCAGGGGCGCUUCGUGUCGGCGCCAGCUGCCGUUCAAUCGCACAGCCAGCAGCCGCCGGGGCGCCCCACGCAGCCGAGCUGCCUGCCGGUCGAGGGGGGCGAGCGCGGCGGCGAGGCGACAGAGUCGCCGGCCUUCCCGCGCGGUGCCUCUCCUCCCUCCCCUGGCACCAGGCCUCGGAGCAAAUUAGCGAACACAUGCCACAUUUAUCCUGGAAUGGAUGUUGUGGCAAGCUCUCGGUCCAGGACAUUGCAUCAAAAGGAGUCCAUUGAGGUUCUUUGCUGUUAAUUUGUUGUUUGCUUGUAAGUUUGACUCGGUCCCAGCAGGCACCGAGAGUUGACACCUCAGAUAGUCAAGCGUGACCAUGGCUUCUUCACAACUGACGUGCUUUGCCUCCGUUGCCAGUGUGUCAUUCGCGGCUCCUUCCCCUGGGACAGCCAGAACGUGCACGUUGUUGUACAGCCAUGCGUGGGGUUGUUCGGCACGCCCUGUCGGGGAGAGCCACCUUUCGAUGUUCGAGCGCAAGUAGUGUCUAGGGCGCAGGCGACCGGCACGAAGAUGCAGCCCAGCGCCACAGUCGUGGUUGCGCGGGAUGCCUACGUUGCCUCUGUCGCCUGUGGCAAUCGAAUCCUGGGGCACUUCAACAUCCCAAAGGUUGGCUACACAGCCAUGCGUGAGAUUCUCGAGCAAGCUAUGUGCAUCGCAAACAGAAGUCCUUCACGAUAGCGAUAUUUGUGAGCUCCGCUGUCACUGGCCAUUCCGUGCACAUGUCGGUUUUGUUUCUAAAUUGCCAGGUCCCGAAAUAGGGAAUCCUGACCUUCAGGUUCUUCUUAAGUAUGUGGGCAAGGCCUGACUUCUUGUCCGGCCGUCUCUUGGGGCGAUGAGCAGAAGUGCACGUAAGCCGCCGUUUUUGCCAUUCCUGGCGCGCGUUUGAAAUCUUUCUGCGGCAGGUGGGCAACGUCUUCCGCCACGCGGGGGGCCAGCCCUCCUGUUACGCAGCGUUUGGCUACAACGCAGCAUUUAGGUAUUGUCUGUGGUGCCUACUUGCUGAGAGUAGACAACCUACCUCUGAUUGCUCGGGGUGAGCAACAUGAGGGGGUGGAGGUUGAGGGGCCAACACCAUCGACGAAGGCAUCGAUGGACUUGGUUUUGCUUCUUCGUGUGUCCCAAGACCAGGUGGUUACAUGUUGGCCUGCUUGCGCGCCCAAACAACGAGUCUGCGGGGAGGAAGAGGGUGAACAAACGACCUGUUCCGAUGGCGGCUCGUCCGUUGCAAUUCGAAUAUGUUCCCCACUGUGGCGGUCGGAGGAGGCUAGGGAUAAAUAGCAGCACGAGGAGGACCAUCAGUGAUAAGGACAUCGAUGGAGGGGUUGGAGACGAUGAGGAGCCAAGGCAGUGUUUUUCACGCGCCUCUGCACCUGCUGUCCGUCUCCGCAGCUCCUCCUCCAAUCCGCCCCAGGCUCGCUCCGUUAAGCUUGGCGCAAGCUAGUAAUCGGCACGUCAGCCAGUUUCUUGCGCUCGGCCCAGGGUAUGUGUUUGUUAUUGUGUGCUUUGUCGGUUUGAUUCGGACGGGUGUCUUACGGCUAACAUUGACGCUUGUCUGACUGUCAUAUCAUCGAAUAUAUGAUCAUGUAUUCGUUUUUGUACGGUCCUAGCCAUCUGAUGGUGAGUUUGAUUGAGACCGCCGUCAUAAGAUGGUCAGUUCGACCGCAAAUUCUCCCAGACGCGAAAUCGGCGGACUUCACCCUAUGUUGCUUGCUUCGCGUAUCGGCGUUGCAGGCGUGCGUACUCGUAGGGCAUGCGAGACCCUGGGGGAGGAGGAGG